AUGGAGUUGGUUUAAGGUUUCCCUUUAGGGGUCAAACGAUCAAACCCUGACUCAUGCAAGAGGAGGGGUGGUCCCUGCUUCCAAAGCCAGUGGCAGUGACCGGCCCUCACCAAGCAACCGCCCACUGGUUUGAAACCGCUCGCCUAGUAUAGAACUUGUAGGUUCCACACUCAUAGCCUAUUUGGGUCAAUCUAGCAAAGCCAAAUGUUAACAUAAAAGAAAAUUUUGACCCAUCUCCCCCUUUUUUUAUGUUUUGUUUAUUUAACAAUGAACUUGGGAUUAGUGAUUCCAAGGACCAUGUUCUGUCAGUGACCAAAAAAAGAAAAAAGCUAACAUAAACACAAACAAUUUGGACAAAGCAAACGACACCCUUGCUUUUGUAAUUUGUAAUUGCUAAUUUCCCAGGCAUUAACGAAUAUAUCCCUUCCCACAAUCACAUUUAAAAUCUUUAUUGAUUGAACAUAUAAGAGACAUUUUAUUUUAAGGAUAGUUCAGUAUCUGAGUUCUAACAGGAAACGACUUUCUUUCAUGUUUUUAAAACAGAAACCAUUUUCUGGAUGAUGCUUUGUGUUUACAGCAAGAAAGAUACACAGAGAGACAAGUAUUGGAGCAAGUGAAGAGAUUAGAGGACCCUACUGCUUAAUUUUUGGCGGGCAGCAACGGUCACUUUCAAUGAUUUCUCUUUGGUGAUUCUUUUUUUCUCUCAAUGACCCAACUAAGCCUUAUUGCUAGAUAGCUUAGCUAGAGAAAGAGGACCUUAUUCUCCUUCCAUAGAGAGAAAAAAAAGAAAAAUUCUUUCCUCUUCUUCCAAUUGUCUACCUUGCGGUGUCUUCUUAGGUGGUUGGGCUGAAAGGGAAAUUUGCAGAUCUCAUUCAUAUGAAGAGAUCUUUCAGUGACAGUGUGAUUCAUCUACAUUCUUUUGUACACGUUACAAAAUUUGAUUUAAGGCAACGGCUGGGAUCUAAAUGAGCAAGAGUGUUCUUGUUUUUUAGCUUUCAUGGAGUGUUGUAGGCAACUAGUUGUGCUGGUGGAUGUGCUACUGGUACUUGCAUUUUGCGGUCAUAUUGCAUGGACUGUCAAGGCCAGCUCACAAUGCAAACGGGCUCUUUCACGGGAGAUUCGGCCUCACAGUGUCGCUAUUACCGAAUUUGGUGCAGUCGGAGAUGGUGUCACUCUCAAUACCAAAGCAUUUCAGAAUGCCAUCUUCUACCUCAAUUCAUUUUCUGACAAAGGUGGGGCCAAGCUUUUUGUCCCAGCUGGCCGGUGGUUGACAGGAAGCUUUGAUCUCAUCAGUCACCUAACUUUGUGGUUAGAUAAGGAUGCAGUGAUUCUUGGAUCAAAUAAUCCUGAUGAUUGGCCAGUUGUUGAUCCUCUGCCUUCCUAUGGCCGAGGUGUGGAGUUACCUGGUGGAAGGCAUCGAAGCCUUAUAUAUGGUCGCAAUUUGACUGAUGUAAUCAUAACAGGAGAUAAUGGAACUAUUGAUGGACAAGGCAGUGUUUGGUGGAACUGGUUUCAGCGUAAAACUCUGGACUAUACUCGGCCCCAUCUGGUGGAGUUGAUGAACUCAACUGGGGUUGUCAUCUCAAACUUGACUUUCUUGAACUCUCCCUUUUGGACCAUCCACCCAGUCUACUGCAGCCAUGUCAUAGUCCAGAAUGUCACAAUCCUGGCCCCUCUGGAUUCACCAAACACCGAUGGAAUCAAUCCAGAUUCUUCGAAUGAUGUUUGCAUCGAAGACUGUUAUAUUAGCACUGGUGAUGAUCUAAUUGCCAUUAAAAGUGGGUGGGAUGAGUAUGGCAUUUCAUUUGCUCGCCCCAGCACAAAUAUUAUAAUCCGCCGGCUUAUUGGACACAAUCGAAAUGGCUCUGGGAUAGCAAUUGGAAGUGAAAUGUCAGGAGGUGUUUCAGAAGUUUAUGCAGAAAACCUGUAUUUUUUUUAUUCAAGCACGGCUAUCACUAUAAAGACUGCUCGUGGAAGGGGUGGAUAUGUGAGAAAUAUCUAUAUAUUAAAUGUUACCUUGGUUGGUGUAGACACAGCUAUAAGGUUCGAUAGUACUUUCUCUCCGCAUCCGGAUGACUUUUACGAUCCAAAUGCUCUCCCUGUGAUAGAAAGGAUUACAAUUAAAGAUGUCAUCGGAAAUAACAUAAAAGUUGCAGGCCUCCUCAAAGGCAUAGAAGGGGACACUUUUCAUCAUGUUUGCUUAUUAAACAUUGCUUUGACUGUAACCUCAGGGUCUCCAUGGAACUGCUCACAUAUUCAAGGAUACUCUGCCAUGGUUUCCCCAGAAACUUGUGAACCUCUCAAGGAAAGUAUCUACCCCAACCAUUCUUCAGAUUGUUACCAUCUGUCCAAUCAUUUGCGGAGUUCAGUGGGAAUUUUGAUUCUUGCCAUUUCCCAAGCACAACAGCAGCCUCAUCACCAAUGAUGCCUGACAUUAAGGAGUUGAUUUGAGUAGCCGUAUAUGUGGUUGUUGACUUGUGAGAAGAUGUUUUUGAGAGUUUUAUUUUAUUUUAUUUUUUGUAAUUUUGUGUGCAGUAACAAAUAAUUGAGUGAUUUGUCAGAAAAAUGAAAAUAGAGGAGUUUGUAUUUGAAAGGCUUUCUUUUUUCUCUUUUUUAUGGUUUGUUAUAGCCGGAAAUGCCAACAGAUUAAAUCUGGGCAUGUUACCUAGAGAAAAUGUUAUUUGAAAGCUAAAUGAAAAAUAGACACACACAAAAGUUUUACCCAGGCGGCCUAA
Gossypium arboreum is the source of this 2735-nucleotide messenger RNA. Its product is annotated as probable polygalacturonase. Gene Ontology annotation, molecular function: polygalacturonase activity. The transcript is spliced from 8 exons. The coding region runs from base 998 to 2425 and encodes 475 amino acids. NCBI's taxonomy places the organism in Eukaryota, Viridiplantae, Streptophyta, Magnoliopsida, Malvales, Malvaceae. Gene Ontology annotation, biological process: carbohydrate metabolic process. The record is from RefSeq and is a predicted model, not a curated record.